CCAAUGACCAAUUUGACCUUAGACCAACAAUCCAUAUAGGGUGUCGAGAAGGAACACACGGCGCUCAAGAACCGAUACUCCGAUAGCCGUCAGACUGCGAGAGAUAGCAAACCACCAUGGCGUCUUCUCUAUCGCCACCGGAGGUUCGCAUGGAACUUCACUCAGUGAACCGCGAGAAGCUCCUCAAUUCUCUACGAGCCAAUCUCUCUUCUUUCUCUCGUCCCUCUCAAGGCUUCGUGUUCUUGCAGGGAGGCGAGGAUCAAAGUAGAUACUGCACUGAUCACGAUGAACUAUUUAGGCAGGAGAGCUAUUUUGCGUACCUGUUUGGAGUAAAAGAGCCUGGGUUCUAUGGAGCUAUUGAUGUAGCAAGUGGGGAGUCAAUGCUAUUUGCUCCCAGAUUACCAGAUUCUUAUGCAGUUUGGCUGGGAGAAAUAAAGCCUGUAUCCUAUUUCAAGGAAAUAUAUAGGGUUAACAAGGUCCUUUAUACAGAUGAGAUUGUCCAUGUUUUGUUUGAUCUCUAUAAAGGAAAGGGCGAUCCCUUGUUGUUCCUUCUACAUGGGCUCAACACCGACAGUGAAAAGUUCUCCAAACCCGCAGAAUUCCAGGGCAUUGAGAGCUUUGAGAGAGAUUUAGAUACAUUACAUCCUAUUUUGGCUGAAUGUCGUGUUAUAAAGUCUACUUUGGAGCUUGCUCUCAUCCAAUUUGCCAAUGAUAUAAGCUCAGAAGCUCAUGUUGAGGUUAUGCGAAGUAUAAAAGUGGGUAUGAAAGAAUACCAGUUAGAGAGCAUGUUUCUUCAUCAUACCUAUUUUUUUGGUGGAUGUAGGCAUUGUUCGUACACAUGUAUAUGUGCUACAGGUGAAAAUGGUUCUGUUCUCCAUUAUGGUCAUGCGGCAGCUCCAAAUGACAAGAUACUAAGGGUAAGGCCAAGGCCUAGGAAGAUGACGAGGGAGUGGAACGCGUGCCAAGAUGAGUUAACGGGAACGACCUUGGUGGCUUCUAGCUAGAUAAUAUUUGGUUUCAGUAUUUCAGUGUUAUAAUAAAGUGACUUAUAUUACUUUAUUUUUUUUUUUAUUUGAGGAUUUGAAGUUUUAGCAAAUUCCUGGAUCCAGGUGGUUAUCACAUGUGCUGGUGAUAACUAUAUUUUAUUGAGUUUUUAUUAAGAGUUAUACUUUAAUUAUAUUUGAGAUUUUAUCAGGGUUAUUUUCUUAAAUAGACGGCCGUUAAUUGCAGUUAUUUUUAAAAGUAGUAAGUUAGUGUAA
Messenger RNA from Cuscuta epithymum, 1259 nucleotides. Lineage: Eukaryota; Viridiplantae; Streptophyta; Magnoliopsida; Solanales; Convolvulaceae. The record is from the annotation of a GenBank genome assembly.